AUGGGGAAAAGUGAAGUUCAAGAAUUUUCAACGGCUCCAUACGAUCCCAGAUUUCCAAAUACAAAUCAAACAAGACAUUGUUACAAUUACUUUGUCGAUUAUCAUAGAUGCGCAAAGAAUAAUGGAGACUCGGCGGAAAUAUGUCAGUCAUUUAAAAAAGUCUAUCGUUCGUUAUGUCCAAAUGCAUGGAUUGAAAAAUGGACGACCGAUAUAGAUGAAGGUACUUUUCCAACAAAGAUUUAG
Molecule: messenger RNA, 243 nt
Organism: Pediculus humanus corporis (human body louse)
Lineage: Eukaryota; Metazoa; Arthropoda; Insecta; Psocodea; Pediculidae
Product: cytochrome c oxidase subunit VIb isoform 1, putative
Exons: 2
Coding region: 1-243 (80 amino acids)
Cellular component (GO): mitochondrion; respiratory chain complex IV
Source: RefSeq, a predicted model, not a curated record